GCCCCGCGCUGCCCACUCCCGAUACUUCUGCCGCUCGCCUGCGCCCCGGAAGCUGCCCCUGCUCGGGGGUCACGAUGGGCAGCAAGAUGGCUUCCGCCAGCAGGGUCGUGCAGGUAAAUCCUGGGCCACUCCCGCGCAUGGGAAGGAGGGAUGAUCCGCCUGCCUCUGCCUCCCAAGUGCUGGGAUUAAAGGCAUCUGCUGGGCCCUCUCACUCCUCUGUAAUUUCACAGCAUUCUAAAGGAAGCAAAUCCCCAGAUCUGCUGAUGCAUCCGGGGCCACCAGACACUGCAGAAAUACUAAAAACAUUACCUCACAAGUACAGAAGGAAACCUAUAUCUCAAGAAGAAAUGGACUUCAUCCAGCGUGGAGGUCCAGAAUGACCGCUGUGGCUGCUGUUUGUCGCCAGACAAAAGGAUUAUCUUUACAAUAAAGGACUUCCAAAAUGUCAAAUGAAAAUUGUAUAUUAAGCAACCUUAAUAAAUAUUCUGCAAAAAAGAAUAAAGUAUAGAAACUCUAGAUGGCCACUUGUAUCUCCUCAAUGUAUCUUGGUCAGCUUCUCUAGCAAGCUGGUCUGCAUACCUAUUAAAGUCACAUUUUUACA
Messenger RNA from Microtus ochrogaster (prairie vole), 601 nucleotides. It is a transcript of the gene Kgd4, whose product is annotated as mitochondrial ribosomal protein S36. Bases 75 to 380 code for a protein of 101 amino acids. Gene Ontology annotation, molecular function: oxoglutarate dehydrogenase (succinyl-transferring) activity. Gene Ontology annotation, biological process: 2-oxoglutarate metabolic process. Gene Ontology annotation, cellular component: oxoglutarate dehydrogenase complex. NCBI's taxonomy places the organism in Eukaryota, Metazoa, Chordata, Mammalia, Rodentia, Cricetidae. The record is from RefSeq and is a predicted model, not a curated record. The transcript has 4 exons.